UCGUUUUGGUCCUAGCUGUUGUGAGAUGUUUUGACGUAGAAAAUUGUUUCUUUUAUUUCAGGAGGAACAGGGACAAUGUCUUCUUUCUCAUUCGACUACUGUUUUUUGGCUGAGAUCACUGCUUCAAAUCUAAAAGCAGACAAACUUUAUCUUCCUAAGGGAGCUACGAGUUCUACUGCUUUGAACAAACAAUGCCAAGAGAUGAUACUAGUGAACAAAGAGGGAAAUUCAUGGACUGUGAGUUUGCGAUUUAGCGAAUCAGGCGGCAUGUAUUACAUCACAAGAGGCUGGGAAAAGUUAUGUCGUGAUAACAGAUGCGACAUAGGAGAUUUAUUUGUGUUCAAUCUGGUUGGAGAUGGGAAAACUACUCCAUUGUUGUGUGUAUGUCCGGAAAGUAAAGAGUGUUCCGAACUACUGAGCAAACACUUGAGUAGAAAGCGUGGUGAGUCUUCUCCAUUGACUUGCUUGAGACGACUUUAACUUGCUUGUUCUUUAUUUGCUUCGGGUUUAACUUGCUUGUUUUGUUUUGUUCUGCAGGUGACAUUGCUUCUGGCUCACGGGUGAAUUAGGAGAAUGGUCAAGUAGUCUUGCGUCUCUUUAGCUUGCGUCUUUUUAGCUAUGUAUCUCGGACUUGUUUAGAGCUUCUAUCCUCUUGUUUCCUUGCUACAAUGUACUUGUAUGAUCAGUUCAGUUUAGACUCAAGUUCUUGUGUUUUUCGAGUAUCAACUUACUUAUAAGUUUAAAUCUUUUUCCUCUACUCUUGUAAGUUUAAAUCUGUUUAGCUAACUACAAUCUUGCUUCACUUCAUUCUCUUGUCUUUUAUGUUAUACAAGUAAGAAGAUAACUUGUACAAGUAAGAACAUAACAAAAU
Messenger RNA from Brassica napus (rape), 871 nucleotides. RefSeq names its product B3 domain-containing protein REM12-like. The transcript has 2 exons. The record is from RefSeq and is a predicted model, not a curated record. Bases 76 to 480 code for a protein of 134 amino acids. Gene Ontology annotation, molecular function: DNA binding. NCBI's taxonomy places the organism in Eukaryota, Viridiplantae, Streptophyta, Magnoliopsida, Brassicales, Brassicaceae.